AUGGCUGACUUCACUAGAUAUGGUACGCCCAGCGCCGAAUGGGUCGCCCUUGAGGCAACGCUGCCUGAGCCCCCCAAGGACCUCUCGGUGGGACAGUUGAAGGCAUUGAUAAACAAGGGCCGCGAGGCAUCUGCCGCACAAGAUAUGAUUGACGGCCUCAACGCCGCAGUUCAGCUGCACGACCACACAAUCCCCGCCCGUGAUGGCACACCCCUCGAAGCACGCACCUACCGCCCCGCCGGCAUCCCAAUCUCCGAGCGCCUACCUGUUUAUAUCCAUCUUCAUGGCGGAGGUUUCCUUUUCGGAACACUUUCUUCUGAAGACGCCAUUUGCUCGCGGAUUGUCACCUCGCGUGUCCAGAAGGGUACCCCAGUCGUAGUCUUGAAUAUCAACUACCGACACACCCCCGAAUAUCCCUAUCCCACUGCCUGGAACGAUGUUGAAGAUGCAUUCGUCUGGCUACAUGAGAACAUUGCCGAGAUUGGCAGGCUCAGCGAGCAGGUUGUUGUGGGUGGUAUUUCAGCUGGUGCAUGGUUGACUGCGUCGUUGGCGCUGGCCCAGCUGCGCGGUGAAGAUAAGCGCUUAGCGGCCUGCCCAAAAAUUACAGGACAGGUCCUCAUGAUACCUUGUGUUGUGCAAUGGGACCACUAUGCGCCGAGACUGGAGAUGCUCAAGAGUCCUGAUGUGUCGAGCUAUGUACAAUGUGCCAACGCGCCUGUCUUGCCGGUGACUCGAAUGAAAUUGUUCACCGAGCUCCUUGGGCUUGCCGAUACCAAAGAUUCUGCUGAAGAUCGACGGAUGAGCCCUGGAAAUGCCACCGCAGAAGAGGUCAAGGACUUGCCUCCUACUACAUUUGGAAUCGCGGGGAAUGACCCAUUGCGAGAUGAGGGUCUGUUCUACGGACAGCAUCUUGCUGAAAAUGGCAUUCCCACCAAUGUUCAUGUCUUCCCCGGGGUACCUCAUGGAUUCAGGAGGUACAAGGAUUUGUCCGAUAGCAAGAGGUGGGAUGAGGUGAUGAGCGACGGCAUUGCCUGGGCACUGACAAGUCCUGCGCCUGGCCAAUUUGAGAUCAAAUCCAAAUAG
Penicillium robsamsonii is the source of this 1083-nucleotide messenger RNA. RefSeq names its product alpha/beta hydrolase. Gene Ontology annotation, molecular function: hydrolase activity. The record is from RefSeq and is a predicted model, not a curated record. The coding region runs from base 1 to 1083 and encodes 360 amino acids. The transcript has 2 exons. NCBI's taxonomy places the organism in Eukaryota, Fungi, Ascomycota, Eurotiomycetes, Eurotiales, Aspergillaceae.